Phragmites australis (common reed) is the source of this 1034-nucleotide messenger RNA. RefSeq names its product protein CURVATURE THYLAKOID 1D, chloroplastic-like. The record is from RefSeq and is a predicted model, not a curated record. The transcript has 5 exons. Bases 172 to 726 code for a protein of 184 amino acids. Lineage: Eukaryota; Viridiplantae; Streptophyta; Magnoliopsida; Poales; Poaceae. Gene Ontology annotation, cellular component: thylakoid; chloroplast thylakoid membrane.
CGCUGCGCACCGAACCAAACGUCUCGGCACACGCGGCGCUCGGCAGUGCAGCGCGUCGGCUGCUGUGUACAGACAGGCAGAGACCUCAAGCGGCGCCGCCAGCCUCGGCCUCACCGCCAACCUCCUCCCCGCCCGUGCAAAACGAGCGGAACGCACACCAAGCUCACAGCGAUGGCUCUCGCCGCCCGCGCCGGGCUCGUGCGCGUCCUCCCUCCCCGCCCCUCGUCCAUCUCCCAGCCGAGGCAACUCAAGCAAGGUUUAGGCUGCCGCGGCGGGGCGUCGCUGGCCGUGCGGGCGAAGGACUCCGACGACUUCGGGGCCUUGCUCUCCGAGAAGCCCGUGGCGCCGGCGCCGGCGCCGGCGCCGGCUAAGUGGGAUGGGUUUGGCCGAGAUGUGAGCAAUGUGGAGGAGAAGGAGACGGAGGAGGUGCAGAGCGAGCCGGCUUCGUGGGGUGUGCUCAACCAGAUCGGCGUUGAGUUGGACUCUGACAAAUCAUAUUCCGCUCUCGUAUAUGGCACAUCUGCUGUUGUUGCGGUUUGGAUCUCAUCAAUUGUGGUUUCUGCACUUGAUUCUGUCCCUUUGGUCCCUCAGGUGAUGGAAGUUGUUGGCCUUGGCUUCACAAUUUGGUUCACCUCAAGAUAUCUGAUAUUUAAGGAGAACCGCGCCGAACUUAUCGCCAGAGUUAGCUCCAUGAAGAAGCAAAUAUUAGGGUCCCAUGAUAACUGAGCAAUUUUCUUGCGUUCUGUAACCUGUGCUGGGUUUUAACGAAGAGAUUGUUUUGAAUAAUUAGAGUGUUUUCUGGACCUUUCCUGCAUUUUUUGACCAAUCAAAGAAUAGUAGUUGCAUUGUGGCAUCACCGUGUUAUAAACCUAGUACUCUUGGCGUUACUUCCUUUAAAAUUGAGGGCGGGGGUUGCGAACUUGCGAUCCAUGCUGUCUUGACAGUCUUGUACGAUUUUCUUUGCAUGUGACCUAUUGAGGCGGCUAUCUUUCCAAAGUCGUGCAUCAGGUGGGUGCCGCCGUCCCCGUCGAAGG